Messenger RNA from Trichoderma breve, 1050 nucleotides. RefSeq names its product zinc-binding dehydrogenase domain-containing protein. Bases 1 to 1050 code for a protein of 349 amino acids. NCBI's taxonomy places the organism in Eukaryota, Fungi, Ascomycota, Sordariomycetes, Hypocreales, Hypocreaceae. Gene Ontology annotation, molecular function: oxidoreductase activity, acting on NAD(P)H. The transcript has 2 exons. The record is from RefSeq and is a predicted model, not a curated record.
AUGGCGGAUCAAAAAGCAGUAGUGAUUACAGGGCGUGGUCAGCGACUUGCCUUGCACACCAGACCAGUACCGACUCCUGGACCCAAUGAAGUCUUGGUGAAGGUCAACAUUGCAGGAUUAAAUCCUCACGAUCAGUAUGUUCGUGAUUUGGGGUACUUCAUUGGCGACAAUGUGCCCUCUCCAUUUGGAAUUGAUCUCGUUGGCGUUGUACAUGCUCUUGGCAAAGAUGUCGACAAGUUCAAAGUUGGCGAUGUGGUGUUUGGUAAUGGCGAUCCAUUCAAGGGAGAUUACAUGGGCACCCAAGAGUACGCAAUCAUGGAUGUCAGUUUCAUGGGUCGGGUUCCCUCCUCAAUCACACAGGACGAGGCCGCGACAUUACCGCUGAAUGUACUUACCAUGUACAUUGCUCUAUUCCAUCCAUCUACUCACGCUAUCCCUUCUCCUUUGACGCCAGAAGGACAGUCAUUCGAUUACAAGAACACACCCCUAGCUAUUGUUGGAGGUGGUUCCAACUGCGGAAAAUUUGCCAUUCAAAUUGCCAAGUGGGCUGGAUUUGGUACCAUUAUCGCGAUCGCGGGCAAGGCUAAAUCCGAUCUUCUUGUUGAACUCGGAGCCACCCAUGUCAUCGACAGAACACUGAGCGACAGCGACAUUGAAGCAAAAGUACGAAGUAUUGUUGGAGAUGACCUUCUACACGUGUGCACCGCAGUUCAGGCGAAAGACCUGACACUAGGUGCCAACCUUUUGUCAAAUAGCAAGAAGGGAAUCCUGGUUCCUUUAACAGCUGGCGAAGUUGAUGACAGCAAACUCAACAAACAGGCAGGAUACGACUUGCGACGCUUCCUCUGCCGUCCACAUGAAGAUGAUAGAAAAGAGCUCUCGACAAUCUUUUGGAAGUCUUUCCCUGACCUUGUUGAGAAGGGAGUUUUCAAGCCGACUCCCUUUCAGAUUGUUAAGGGAUUGGAUGCCGAUAAGAUCAACGACAUUAUUGACGAGUAUGGGGCUGGAAAGAAUCCAACACGACCGAAUGUACACGUCAGUGAUAUCUAG